Raphanus sativus (radish) is the source of this 942-nucleotide messenger RNA. RefSeq names its product RING-H2 finger protein ATL66. The record is from RefSeq and is a predicted model, not a curated record. NCBI's taxonomy places the organism in Eukaryota, Viridiplantae, Streptophyta, Magnoliopsida, Brassicales, Brassicaceae. The transcript has a single exon. The coding region runs from base 120 to 698 and encodes 192 amino acids.
CAAUUGUAAAAUCCACUUUCCUCCAAACUUGAUUCUAUUACUUGUACUACUCGUGGAAGCUAUUAACUCUAAUUAAUAUUCGCUCUGCUUAAUUUUAUCAGAGAGUAUUAAAAUUAUCAAUGUUCAAUCACGUGACUAGCAACAAAGUGUGUAUAUAUAAUGCACACAUUGCGCGUUUACGAGCAACGACCAAAAAAAAACAAGCCAGACGAGAAAUGACGUCAUCAUCACCGCCUCCAAGAGCUUCAAUGCUUUUGUACUGGCACGAGAACCAGUACGACGACCGGAGCUUCCAGAUUCACGGCCGGACGAUCUUCUCCGUCAUGGCUCUAUUCUCCGUUGUUCUCUUCUUCGCCGUGCUCACUCUCUACAUCCACCGGAGCUGCCUCGUUCGCGAUCCCGUCAACCUCAACGCGCCGCCUCCUCCGAUAUUCACGCCGUGCGUUGGCGGAGGUCUUGACCCGGCGGAGAUUCGGAGUUUGCCGGUGGUGCUAUGCCGGAGAGAAGAUGCUGAGGAGGAAGAGAGGGAGUGUUGCAUAUGCCUCGGUGGUCUCGAAGAGGGAGAGAAGGUGAAAGUGCUUCCUCUGUGUCGCCACUGUUACCACUGCGAGUGUGUGGAUCGGUGGCUUAUGGCCGAGUCGAGUUGUCCCCUCUGCCGAGUCUCAAUCCGAGUCGAAUCGUCCGUGUCGUUGCAAUGAGACCGAAAGGGCGCGUUGAGUUGAUAGUGUGAGUAAAGAUAUUUGUUACACACAGACAGAAAUGGGAGGGGAAUUAAUGGUUACAGAUUCUUUGGAAAAGAAAAAGAUUUUUACGUAAAUGUCUUAAUCAAUGAUUGUGAAGAUUUAUCACUUCUUGUUCAGCAGAUAUUUAUUAUUUUUAUAAAUUAAAGAUCUUGUUGUACUUUGUUGAAAGUGAUUAUAGCGUAGAUAUUUUACAACUGAA